AUGCCGAAGUCCCUAUAUCCCGACAGCACGAGCAAAAAGGAGAAGCAGGAAUGGAGCCGGACAGAUGAUAAAUCCAAGAGCCAGGCCACAACGGAGAAGGAUCAGAAGGGCUCUACAAGAAAAGCGGAGGAGGAAUUUCCCAAGGCACCAAAACCGGUCAUUGGAAUGACUGACGAGAGGGGCGAGGUCAGUAAUAAUAGGAUACCGAUUCCUGUUCCAAUGUUCACUGAAGGUGGAUGGCUGAUAUUUGCAUUCGUGAGUGGUGCAGAAGGGUGCCUGAGUAUGAGUCGCCAGGAGCAGGAGGAAGAAAAUUGGGGCAUGCCUCCCCAAUCUAGCUGUUGA
This is a messenger RNA of Arthroderma uncinatum, 342 nucleotides long. RefSeq lists its product as uncharacterized. Lineage: Eukaryota; Fungi; Ascomycota; Eurotiomycetes; Onygenales; Arthrodermataceae. The transcript has 2 exons. The record is from RefSeq and is a predicted model, not a curated record. The coding region runs from base 1 to 342 and encodes 113 amino acids.